CACAGUGGACACUCGACUUUUGCGGCGGACACAUGUCGCGCUAGCCGGACCCCAGGAUUGUCGACGUUUAUUUGUCUCUUCGUUCUCUUUGUCGCGCGUUAGCGUUGUUAUUCGUGUUUGGUCACUAUCUGUUCGAGUUCCUGCAUUGCACCAAGUUCUGCACAGUAUCCCCUCGUGUGUGUAUUAUGCGACCGACGACGUCGUCCAUUACGAUAACGAGCUGGAGUGGAGAACCCGUUUAAUUGUUGUCGGUGUUGCAUCGUUAUGCGUCGCCGUGCCUAAUCACCGUUGUUCUUUUCCAUCUCCGUGACACUUUUGUUAAUAUUGAGUGAUAGAAAUACGCGACACGAAGAAGAUACGCAUGUGUACAGUCUCGUACAUGUAUGGGACGAUUGAUAAAGCUACUGAAUUCUUUGGCGACUGAUUUGGACUGCAUGUUGAGUGAGCUCUGCACGACCCCAGAUUCCUAUGAACGGAGCGAUGUCUUCCUGGAACCGUAUCUGCAGCAGCAUGGAACCGUUCAGGUGGUCAGUUCGCCGAGCACGCCACCGCCAAAUCCGCUGCAGCAUCGUCAACUUGCGCAGCUACAUCAUGUACAGAGCGAAGAAUCACUUUCAUCGGAAGGAUCGGCCACUUCGGGAGAAUCUUCGGAAUCUACAGAAGAUUCUGGUAGCGAGGUGGCUUGCGAUAUCACUCUGAUCGAAAGGCUCAUACGCUCUCACCCGAUCUGGUUCCUGCCAGGUAUUCAGAGGGCCGGAGCAUUUCACUUGUUGCAGGGCAAAGAAGAAGGAAACUUCGUGGUGCGACAAUCGAGCCAGAACGACACGAUGGCCCUAUCGGUGAGAUUACCCGUUGGCAAGGGACCUUACAUCGAGCACUACCUGAUUCAGGCCAACAAGGGUAAACUGAGUCUGGAAACGAGUGAGAACAGGUUCGAUAAUAUCCCCUCGUUGAUCGCCCAUUAUUCGCAAUGCUGCAGUGACGAGCUGCCAGUGCAAUUGACAUUGCCGAGGGCGAUGCGGGAAGCGAAGAAUAGGCAGCAAUUGUCAUCGUUGGCGUUGUUGGGCCAAGAAUUCUGGCGGUAUCCCAUGGCAAAUCCAAAGCCGCCAGAAAGCAGUAGCAGCAAUACUUCUAGUCUCAGCAGUUUUCAUGGCAGUAACAAUAAUCACCAUAAUAACAAUAACAAUAACAUGGACACGCCGACUACGGAGAGCAUAGUACUCAAUCUGGCUCCGAUAGCGUCCCAGAAUGCACACACCUCUCCAACGAACACUAUUAACGCAAACACCUCAUCAUUCGUAUCGUCGUUGCCGCGUCAACCGCGCCCGACUCCACCAAACACUCUCAAUUUGACGACUUUCAACGAGCCUUUCAAUGAUACCAAAAGGGACCGGAUCUCGUCGCCGAAUGACAAGCUCUCUCACAAACUUAUCUCACCGAAUCUCGUGCAGAGCGUACGAUGUCCUUCGCCAGUGGUUCACAACGUGGAGAACAACGUACUGAGCCCCGCCCAGGAUGCAAAGACCUUUGAUACCCCGAAGAACGGUCUGGACACAUCAAGAUCAACAAUGGUCGAGUUUACCAAAAGUUCGGCGAAAUUUGCGUCCACCUCGAGCUUUCAUCAGAACAAUCUGUCAUCGUGCACCGCAUCGCCAGUAUCGCCGGAUAUCAGGAAUAUCGUCACAGAAAAUCAAGGAACUGUGCAAAAUGUGAAGACGCCGCCGCCGCCGCCGCCGAGAUGGGCCAAGCCUGGUAUCAAUCAGAAUCAGAGUAAUUUUACGGUGACCACGACGGUGACGUUCAAUGUGAAUCAAAGCAACGACCUGAACACUUCACAGCAAAAUACACCGUCGGAUCCCAAUACGUCAUUAUUGAGUCCUCAAUCCAACAAAUCUCUUACUUCCAACUUUUCUACCAAAUCACUCCUUUCACCAAUCACCCCAGUCUUAUCUCCCACUUCAAAGCUGAUUUCGAAAACACCCAAUGUGCUCUCUCCAAAUACUCCCUCCAGCACCGGUAAAUCGAAAAGACGGCGCGAUCGCGAGAAUCGGAAGAACUCUCAGCAUUAUCAGGAAUCGGACAUUUUGGAUUCGUACUAUCGUAGUUCACCGGCUGACAAAAUUUCUGACUAUGAAGACAUCUGGAAUACGACCGACCAGUCGACGCAAUCGACCUGGAACGAUAGGUUGAAAGACUGCAGAGUCGUCUGCACUUCGCAGACGCGUCUGAAGAGUUCCAAUGAUCGUCUGAUGAGUCCUAGAGAAUCCGAAAAGAGUCUUACCAAUGAAAAACUACCAGCGGGAGAACAAAUGAUUCUAAAGAACGACAGAUUUAUUUUGAAGAACGAUAAAAUGAACUAUAAAGAAAUGACGAGUCCGGAGUUUAGUAGCUUCAAACCUGUUCCGGAAAUAAAGAGUCCUGAUCAGGGUUCGCCAGAGGAGACUGGAAUGGGAAGAAAGCCCGAUCUGCUAUCCAGAGUUUGCAGUGCCAAUUCGCUAAACAGUCCGAACACAGUGACACCUCCGAGAAACAAAUUAGGUCUUGUUCUGGCGAAAUCGGAAAGCAACAGUCCUCAGACUCCCGAAUCUAAACAGAGCAGUCCCUUUUAUGCGGAACCGGCUGACGCCAUUGCUCAGAACGCCGUCAUAAUUCCACGGAGACGACCGACCAGAAACAAUCCGGCGAUGAACAAGUAUCGACACAGCGAACCAGGUUGGUUACAAACUCCAACAGGAAACAACGUUAAUCAAUUGCAUUCUAUCGACUGCUGGGAGGAACCGCCCGAGGAAACAGAGGACAAGACACCAUUAAUUUCGUCGUCGGUCGACAACUUGGCGAAAAGAUUGGGUCAAACUAGAGAGGCGAAGAAGAUUCCUCGGGCGAAGCCGGUUCAGCCACCGAAGAUCAGGACCAAGGUAUUCAACGAUACUUCUUGGACAGUGGACUCUAGCUGGGAGUUUAUCGGCAAUGAAGCAGAAGAUUGUGAACCAGAUUAUGACUGUGAUGCUGACUACGACGGUGACAAUGUCGCGAGGAAGUUUCCAGAUGACGAGAGAUGCAACGGGGACAUUGUUGGAAAUACUUUUACCGUUCAAAGUAUAAUUUUGCAACGAUACCCGGAAUUGCUGAAGCCACCGGACACGUGUGAAUCUUUGUAUAGCGAUCGGAACUCUUCGUACGAUAACGUGGAAAAGCGGAACGUGGAUCGUGAGGAUACGUCGGACUCGCGGAAGGAUCGCACGUAUGAUCCUUCCGAAUGGGAGACCAUGCUAGACACGGACGCAGAAAGCGACGUAGAGAGGCUGAAACGGAAUAAAAGUUUUAAGGAACGACUGGACCCUCUUUUGUCACCGCCACGAAUACAAGCGCUUUCAAGAAAUCGCGACCAACAGAGUGGAACCGGAUCGACCAUCAGAACUUAUGCUCUUCAGCUUGCAGCGGACAAGACCACGACUUUUUCGCAGAACAUCGAUAACUUUAUUCAAUGCACGCGAGAGAGUAAAGAGGCGAGUCCGCAUGUGGUGAUGCGCAACAUGCGGCAGUUUAUGUCGGGCAUGAAGAACUACUUGGUGAAGCAUGGCGAGCGCGGUUUCGAAAAGGAGGUGGAGAAGGAACGACUCAAGUUACGAGCAAAUGAGUUUCUCAAUCUCGACGCGAUCCUCGAGGAUGUGAUGAUGGGUUUAGUGGUGAGACCCCUCCGGGAACACGUAUGCCAGCUAUUCAUCGACCAUUACGCUGCCACCGGAGCGCUGCAGACACUAGCAGAGAAUAUUCAGCACGCCCAGGGCAAGACUAUUCACGAACUCGGCGUUCGAUCAAAAAUCAUUCCCCCUUCGGAGGAGAGCUUAGAGCGUAUUCUCAAAUGCAUCGAGCGGCUGCAAAAAGCCGACUCUCCACUGGAGAAACUGGAACAUCUGCUAGCAGCCAUCUCGACCAUCUUCAACUCUGUGAAACAGUCUAACUCAGGCAGCAGACACAUUACCUUGGGCGCCGACGACCUUCUGCCACUGGUGAUCUGGGUGUUGGUGCACGGCAAAGUGGUGGACGCGGAGAUCGAAGCCGAGUACAUGUGGGGCUUACUCCACGCUUCUCUAUUGAACGGCGAGGGUGGUUACUAUCUGACAACACUGUCAAGCGCGGUGCACGUUCUGAAGACCUUUAAGUCCAGCCAGAGCACCAUGUCCACGUUGAACGGAUGUGGCCCGCCGGAUUGUUCAUCUGUGCUGCGGAUUUUGGUGCCGGAUGAGCUGCAUGGUUCUCUGAACACCAGGACACUUCCAGUGCGACCCAAUAUGAACACCAGGGAGAUCUGCCGCAUUCUCGCGCAUAAGAUUAGAUGUACGAAUCCUCAAGAUUACGGACUCUUUAAGUUGGUGCAAGGAGAAGAAACGUUACUCGGAGAUCAUGAGUGCCCGCAAGAGCUCUCUCAUUGCCUUUUCGCAUUCAAACGAAUCGACGCGAAGAUAGCUUGGCCCAAGACCAACUCUUAAGAAUAACAAAAUGUUUUAAUCGAUUUAGGAGUAGCCUUCAGACCUUUUUCAUAAGAUAUCUCUCAUCGUAUUGCGUUUUCCAUUAUACUAAUCAGUCGUGUCAAAAUUCGUUGGAAGGUAUAGUAUUGUUUCUCUGUAAAAAUAUUAAACUAUUCAUUUACAAUUAAACAUGCAAGAUUUUAACUGAAAUCCCUUUAAUACUGCCAUUUUCAUGAAAUAUAAGAAAUUAAUGAAGAAAUACGAGAGAGUCUUUACCAUUUGUGCAAGUAUUUUAACUACUUAAUCGCGAAGAAAAUUAAAAUAAUUAGAAAACGAAUAAAACUAGUCAUUGAAAACGAAUAAAACUUGGUAUAUAUUUCUUAAUUGGCUUAAAAAAGAUUUCAAAUAAUAUGCGACUUUUUAAUUUUUGUGUAACCACAAAGUGGUUAUUAUUUUAAUCUUUUGUAUUUUAAUCUUUUAUAUCUUACAAUUAGAUCCUAAAUAAAAUUAGUAUUCAAAUAUGAAAACUAAAAUUACUCUUCGCGAUCAAGUCUCUACUCAUCGAUUGAUUGGGCGAAAUUGACUAUUAAUUGAAUUUCAAGUAAAUUUUAAAAAUUUAAAAAAAAAUCAGACAUGCAAAAAAGGUAUAUCUGCACAUAUCGAUGCACGAUACAUGUACGUAAUAUAGUGAGCUGCGCUUUGUGAAAUGAUUGUUUUUUAAGACAUUCAUUCACGCAGAAAUUUCUCUUUUCGUUUUGGUAUAACAAAACUUGAAAUUUAGUCAAUGAUUCAUUCCGCCUUAAUUUAUAUAUAUGGUGUAUUGCGAAAAAAGUCGUGUAUGUAUUUACUCAGUAUUCAUAGUAUCUCGUGUACGUCUGCAAUAAGAAAAGGACGCUGCUCUCUCGAGGCGAAGCUGUUCUAAACGAACAAAGUGAGACUCAUGUCGAGAGAACAUUAA
Linepithema humile (Argentine ant) is the source of this 5427-nucleotide messenger RNA. RefSeq names its product sprint (gene spri). Gene Ontology annotation, biological process: signal transduction; vesicle-mediated transport. Gene Ontology annotation, molecular function: guanyl-nucleotide exchange factor activity; small GTPase binding. NCBI's taxonomy places the organism in Eukaryota, Metazoa, Arthropoda, Insecta, Hymenoptera, Formicidae. The record is from RefSeq and is a predicted model, not a curated record. Gene Ontology annotation, cellular component: endocytic vesicle; cytosol.